Bactrocera latifrons is the source of this 1111-nucleotide messenger RNA. It is a transcript of the gene cpx, whose product is annotated as complexin. Gene Ontology annotation, cellular component: SNARE complex; terminal bouton. Gene Ontology annotation, molecular function: syntaxin binding. NCBI's taxonomy places the organism in Eukaryota, Metazoa, Arthropoda, Insecta, Diptera, Tephritidae. Gene Ontology annotation, biological process: synaptic vesicle exocytosis; regulation of neurotransmitter secretion; neurotransmitter transport. The record is from RefSeq and is a predicted model, not a curated record.
GUUCAGUGCACAAAGUGCGUCAGUCCAAGUUGUACCUGGUGGCAGCACUAGUUGCCAACACCACCAACAUCAACAUUACUAACACAAACACUUAUACCAGUACAGGCAGUUAUAGUCAAACUAAUAAUACAACAACAAUACUACGACAAAAUAGUGACAGUGUGCUUGACAAACAACGCAACAACAAAAUCGGAGCGGCCGAAUGUAGCAACGAAGCAAAACACGACGACAACGACGACAACGAUUUCGGCUGAAGGCUGUGAGGCGUGACAGUCACUGUGCAAGCRACAACGACGACAACCAAAAUCAGUGGCCUUAGUGACGGACAGUCMGACGGGUAGACGGUUUGCGGCAUAGCAAAGCACAACACAUAACAAUACAUUGCAUUUGAGCAAUAGUGCAUAGCGUAAUUGUGUGCGCCUAUAAGUAGAUUUGGUGAAGCGGAACGCAAGGCGGCACAGCGUAACGCAUUCAGCACACACAUACAAAACGGGCUCAACAACGAGAUAGUAUUUAGUGAAAGCGCCAAGGAAUCAUGAAUUUCAUUGGUGGAGAUGGCGGUGAUGAUGGUGACGAUAAGGAAAAGGCAGAGGAGGAGGAGAGAGAGCGUCAGGAGGCCAUACGUGAGGCCGAAGAACGGCGAAAGGAGAAGCAUCGUAAGAUGGAAGAGGAGCGCGAAAAGAUGAGACAAGAUAUUCGUGAUAAGUACAACAUAAAGAAAAAGGAGGAAGUUGUCGAAGCCGCGCCCCAAGAAGAACCCAAUCCGCUGAUGCGAAAGAAAAAGACGCCCGAAGAGUUGGCUGCCGAAGCGGAACAGGAAGAGUUAGACGAUUUCACAAAACUGAAAAAUCAAAUAGAAACGCAAGUAAAUGAGCUAAAAACUCAAAUAGAGGGAAAAUGUGUCAUGCAGUGAUAUGUCAUCAUAUGAUUAUGAAUACCAAAUUAUACCUACAUAUAUAAACAAAACAAAUACAACAACAACAAAAUAACACAAAUAAAUGAAAUAUAUGAAGCAAACAAAUGCGUACGCAAGAAAUAUAUAACAAAGCAUAACAUGCAUAUAUAUAAACAAAUAUAUAUACUUACAUAUAUAUAUAUAUAUAAUUGAAAG